AUGGUUGUGCCAGGCAUGACAGCUCGCGUGCUCUUUGCAGACACAGUUACUUGUGGAUCUGCUCCGCUUUGCUCCGAAAUCUGUGGCAAGGCUGUGGGAUGCUCGGACAUUGCCUAUCCCUCCUUGGUUUUGAAUGUCCUACCGUCGGGAGCCAGGGGGCUCAUGCUGGCCGUCAUGAUGGCAUCGUUGGUCUCCAGUUUGACUAGCAUUUUCAAUUCGGCCUCCACGAUUUUCACUGUUGACAUAUGGCGAUUAAUUCGGCCUCACAGCCGUGACGCUGAAAUUAUGAUUGUCGGCAGGGUUUGUGUCAUCAUUUUGGUGGGAAUCGGCAUAGCUUGGAUACCGAUUGUUCAGUUGAGUGACGAGUUGUUUGACUACGUCCAGUCAGUCACCGGCUACCUCGCACCGCCUAUUUGCGCCGUCUACGUUUUAGCCAUAUUCUGGAAACGAACCAAUGAGAAUGGAUGUUUUGCAGCUCUGAUUGUUGGUCUGGUGAUGGGAGUGGGUCGUUUUGGAUGGGAAUUGGCUUACGCGAAGGUGCCCUGCGGAGAUACUCCCAUAGAUCCACCACACUUUCUGCUCAAAGUUCACUACCUCCAUUUCUCUAUCCUCCUCUUCGUUAUUCCUUUCGUCGUAGCUGUCUGUGUUAGCCUUGUGACUGCACCUCUGCCGACAUCUUAUACUCGUCGUCUUGUCUUCUCUGAAAUACACACUCCUUUUGAUCCCAAUUUGGACGGACCUAAACUCACGAUUGUCUCAGAUGAGGCGAAACAGGAGUGGCUGGAAGAAGAGGCGAAAAUGAAGAAACCGGAACUAUCGGCAUGGCGAAAAGUCCUGAAUUGGUUCUGUGGAAUUGAGUCGAUGCAGGACACCAGAGAGCCAGUCUUUACAUUGGAUGAGGCGAAGAAGUGCAUGCAGGAGGCAGAGCGUCAGAGUAGUAUUGAGGAGAGUACAAAAGGUCGAAUCAUCACCUCCAUUGGCAUCACUCUCAUGCUUUCUCUCACCAUCUUCAUUUGUGGCUUCUUUGCAUAA
Molecule: messenger RNA, 1032 nt
Organism: Hydatigera taeniaeformis
Lineage: Eukaryota; Metazoa; Platyhelminthes; Cestoda; Cyclophyllidea; Taeniidae
Source: the annotation of a GenBank genome assembly